AUGAGAUAUGAUGGAAUGCAAGACCCCCUGGAGCACCUGACGGCCUUCGAGGCCAGGAUGAACUUAGAAGGAGUAGGAGAUGAGGUAAGGUGUCGCGCCUUCCCGGUCACCCUGGCGGGACCUGCAAUACGGUGGUUCAAUAACCUCCUGCAAGGCUCGGUGACCCAGUUCUCCGACAUCAGCCAUGCCUUCCUGGCUCAGUUCACAACCAGGAUCGCCAAAGCCAAGCACCCGAUCAACUUGCUAGGGGUGACCCAAAGAACCGGGGAGCCGACCAGGAAGUACUUGGAUCGCUUCAAUGAUGACUACUUGGAAAUCGAUGGGUUGACGGACUCGGUAGCGAGUCUAUGUUUGACAAAUGGGCUCCUAAAUGAGGACUUCAGGAAGUACCUUACCACGAGACCAGUUUGGACAAUGCAGGAGAUCCAGUGCGUGGCUAAGGAGUACAUUAACGACGAGGAAGUCAGCCGGGUCGUGGCUGCCAAUAAACGACAACCCCCCUACAACCAAACUUGGCACUACGAUGGUGGAGAAAGACAAAAGGAACACGCCAGGGACGGCGGUUCGAGCAAGACGACAAAACUAUUUUCCCAAGUCGGGAAAUUCACCAACUACACCCUCCUCACGGCACCGAUCACGGAGGUCUACCAACAGAUAGCCGAGAAAGGGAUUCUGUCGAGGCCCCGACCCGUGAAGAACAGGACGGGGGGAAACAAGAACCUCUACUCAAUCAGGGACGGAAAGCUUGCUGACUUCUCCCACCUCAUAAGGGAACCAAGGAGACGAAAUCAGGAUCACGAGGGUGAGGACAGGCCCCGGGCAACAAGACGAUGUCAAGAACCAGAGGGAGAAAACCACGGUCUCACGCCGGUAAAUGUGGUAACAGCGAGAAACUCCGCCCCGAGGUCGAAAUCGGCACAGAAGAAAGACGCCAAGGUCCUGGCGCUCUCCUCCUCAUCUGCUAGGAGUUCCCGGGGACACCCAUACAUCUCUUUCGGCCCUGAGGACCAAUGGUUCGACGAGGUACCGGAAAGUCCUCCCAUGGUUAUUACGGCCAGAGUCGGAACCGGACUCGUCAAACGGAUCCUAGUGGACACGGGGGCAGACUCGAACAUCAUGUUUCGCAACGUCUUCGACGCCUUGGGACUGCGUGAUACCGACCUGGCGACCCACCAGCACGGUGUGGUAGGGUUGGGUGAUCACUUUAUCAAGCCAGAUGGGAUCAUCUCCCUACCGACCUCCCUAGGACAAGGACAGAGGCGGAGGACGGUAAUGGCCGAUUUUGUUGUCUUACGAGAUUCCACUGCUUACAAUAUCAUCUUGGGGAGAAAAACCAUCAAUGACCUUGGGGCAGCGAUUAGCACGAAGUUGCUCAUAAUGAAGUUUGUCACGGAUGACGGAUCCGUGGGAUCCAUCAGAGGGGAUUUGAAAACGGCAGUCGCUUGCGAUUACGCCAGUCUCUCUCUUAGGAAAAAAUCCAAAGAGGCAUCUGGGGUCUUCCUCACCGACCUGGACGCCAGGAUAGAUGACAAGCCCAGACCUGAGCCGGAAGGGGAUUUGGAAAAAUUUAGGGUCGGUGAUGGGGACGAGAAGUUCACGUUCAUAAACAGAAACCUUCCCCAUGAAUAA
Molecule: messenger RNA, 1629 nt
Organism: Arachis ipaensis
Lineage: Eukaryota; Viridiplantae; Streptophyta; Magnoliopsida; Fabales; Fabaceae
Source: RefSeq, a predicted model, not a curated record